This is a messenger RNA of Lemur catta (Ring-tailed lemur), 326 nucleotides long. RefSeq names its product phosphodiesterase 6G (gene PDE6G). The coding region runs from base 4 to 267 and encodes 87 amino acids. Gene Ontology annotation, molecular function: cGMP binding; 3',5'-cyclic-nucleotide phosphodiesterase activity. Gene Ontology annotation, biological process: positive regulation of epidermal growth factor receptor signaling pathway; positive regulation of G protein-coupled receptor signaling pathway; visual perception. NCBI's taxonomy places the organism in Eukaryota, Metazoa, Chordata, Mammalia, Primates, Lemuridae. The record is from RefSeq and is a predicted model, not a curated record. The transcript has 3 exons. Gene Ontology annotation, cellular component: photoreceptor outer segment membrane.
ACCAUGAACCUGGAGCCACCCAAGGCCGAAUUCCGGUCGGCCACCAGGGUGGUCGGAGGACCUGUCACCCCCAGGAAAGGGCCCCCCAAAUUUAAGCAGCGACAAACCAGGCAGUUCAAGAGCAAGCCCCCCAAGAAAGGCGUCCAAGGGUUUGGGGAUGACAUCCCUGGAAUGGAAGGCCUGGGAACAGACAUCACGGUCAUCUGCCCUUGGGAGGCCUUCAACCACCUGGAGCUGCACGAGCUGGCCCAAUAUGGCAUCAUCUAGUGCCAGACCCCUGCCCAGGGUCCCGGGACCCUCACCCCUGCUGCCCACUGCUCUCUGAA